CCCUCGUCUCGGCUAGAAACCUCAAUUCCAUGCAAAAUCUGAAUUUCGGCCUUUCCACAAUCUGGUAGGAAGGUGGACCCCAUAACCGAAGCUACCUGAGCAAAAAUUAUACAAUCAUGGGUUUUGUGAAAGUCAUCAAGAACAAAGCAUACUUCAAGCGUUUUCAAGUAAAAUUCAAGAGAAGAAGAGAGGGCAGAACUGAUUACUAUGCAAGAAGAAGACUUGUUAUUCAAGAUAAGAACAAGUACAACACGCCAAAGUAUAGAAUGAUUGUUCGAUUCACCAACAAAGAUGUUAUUUGCCAGAUAGCGUAUGCCAAACUUGAAGGAGACGUGAUUAUUUGUGCUGCUUAUGCCCAUGAGCUCCCAAGAUAUGGUGUCAAGGUCGGGUUGACCAAUUAUGCAGCUGCAUAUUGUACAGGCCUGUUGCUUGCAAGAAGGCUUUUGGCCAAGCUGAACUUGGCUGACAUUUACAAGGGUUGUGAAGCGCCAGAUGGUAAUGAAUACUGUGUUGAAGGAGAAGAAGGACAGCCAGGACCAUUCCGGUGCUAUCUAGAUGUUGGUCUUGCAAGAACCACAACUGGAGCCAAGGUUUUUGGUGUAUUGAAGGGUGCUGUUGAUGGUGGGCUUGACAUCCCACACAGCAACAAGAGAUUCCCUGGCUAUGAUAAUGAAGCCAAGGAAUUUGACCCUGAAGUGCAUAGAAACCACAUCUUUGGGCAGCAUGUUGCAUCAUAUAUGAAAUCAUUACAAGAGGAUGAUGAUGAUGCUUUCAAGAGACAGUUCUCCAAGUUCAUUGAAAAUGGCAUCACUCAUGACAAUGUUGAAGAGAUGUACAAAAAAGCACAUGCUGCUAUUAGAGCUGAUCCAAGUCCAAAGCAAGCUGAACCAAAAGAGAAGAAGGAAGGAGAAAAACAGAAGAGAUGGAACCGCAAGAAGAUGACACUUGCCCAAAAGAGAAACCGUGUGGCCCAGAAGAAGGCAUCAUUCCUGAAGAAAAUUGCAGCAGAGGAAGAGGAAGAAGAUUAAAUGAGAAUAAAAAAAAUUUGAUUUUUUGGGCUAAA
This is a messenger RNA of Rhopilema esculentum, 1063 nucleotides long. RefSeq names its product large ribosomal subunit protein uL18. Gene Ontology annotation, molecular function: 5S rRNA binding; structural constituent of ribosome. Gene Ontology annotation, cellular component: cytosolic large ribosomal subunit; ribosome. The record is from RefSeq and is a predicted model, not a curated record. Lineage: Eukaryota; Metazoa; Cnidaria; Scyphozoa; Rhizostomeae; Rhizostomatidae. Gene Ontology annotation, biological process: translation; ribosomal large subunit assembly.